UGAAAAGGAGGGUCAUAUCAGUAACUUCAUUGGAAACGAAUCACCGGAACUAUAAACCAGAGGCCACACCGCACCCAAAGCACCCAACGCAUCGCCAUUGCAGCUGCUGUACGGACGGAAGCAGGAGCAAGAAGGACAUUUCCCAAAGUUGCAGAGAAUGGACGGGCAUGAUUCGGAGGAUCCGAAGCAGAGCACUGCUGACAUGUCUGCUUUUGUGCAAAAUCUUCUUCAACAAAUGCAAUCUAGGUUCCAAACAAUGUCCGACUCCAUUGUCACGAAGAUUGACGAGAUGGGCUCUCGCAUAAAUGAGUUGGAGAGCAGCAUCAAUGACCUAAAAACAGAGAUGGGAAUGGAGGGCUCUCCGUCUCCAAUGCAGCAGUCCAAGCCAGUGGCAGAUGAAGUGAAGCAAGAUGAAGGUUCUGCAUAAAUUUAGUUACAUUCUUGCAGAUAAACAUAGUGCUUGUCUUACAUUUGAUAAGGUUUUCGAAUGUGUGCUAUCUUUUCUUUGUCUGCAAUUGUGUACACUCGGUGUGCUCUUGUAGCUAAUGUUGUUUGUGAUCUAUCUUUUGAAAGUCAUUAAUAUGAGAUGAUGUCUUAUCGUGCGUUGUUUCUUAUCAGAA
This is a messenger RNA of Malus domestica (apple), 620 nucleotides long. Its product is annotated as heat shock factor-binding protein-like. Gene Ontology annotation, biological process: cellular heat acclimation. Lineage: Eukaryota; Viridiplantae; Streptophyta; Magnoliopsida; Rosales; Rosaceae. The record is from RefSeq and is a predicted model, not a curated record. Gene Ontology annotation, cellular component: nucleus; cytosol. Gene Ontology annotation, molecular function: transcription corepressor activity.